AUGACCGCUUCCCAUACCAUCGACCUUCCAGGGGGUAUACCACGGGAUCACAAGCCCCAUACGGAGAGUACAACCACCAUUCUCGUUCCAACUGCCCAAACGGCCUUCCUUAACCCUGUACAGCAGUAUAAUCGAGAUCUGAGUGUGGCAGUCAUCCGGACGUUCAAUGAGACACGAUCGGAGGAACUGCGGAAUCGUUGGAGAGCGAAGCAGGACAAGGGCGGAGGCAGGCGGAGGAAACAGAAACAGCCUGAUGAAGACGCUGGCGAUUCAGAGCAUAAAGCGGAUGCCGAAGUGCCUAGACCGGGCCCUUCACGUUUUCGAGAAGCAUUCAGGACACCUCAAAUCACCAUACUGGAAGCAUUAUCAGCCACGGGCUUGAGAUCGAUACGUUAUGCAAAGGAGAUAGAUAAUGUCAAGUUAGUAUUAGCAAAUGAUCUCUCUCCUUCUGCAUGCGAAGCAAUGAAAAUGAAUGUUCGAUAUAACAGUGUUGGUGAAGACGACCCAGACUCAGGACCUUCAGUGUCUACCUCGGAACAAGAAACUUCACUACCUGUCGAGGAAGUCCAACCGAUCAUUUCUGAAGAGGAGGCCAUGAAUGGUGCAUCUGCACAUUCUGAAUAUUCUUAUGGUAGGAGAUUCAACUGUAAAGGUAGAGUAAGGGUGAAUCAAGGAGAUGCUUGUGCAUUCAUGUAUCAACAACGAGCGGAUAAUAGACGGAUAGAGGUGGUGGAUCUUGAUCCAUACGGUACUGCAGUGCCUUUCAUCGAUGCCGCAAUCAACUGCGUGGCAGACGGAGGACUAUUGUGUGUGACGUGUACGGACAUGGCGGUGUUGGCGGGGUCACACUAUCCGGAGAAGUGUUUCUCCAAUUACGGAGGUGUCAGUGUCAACGCGGAAUAUUCUCACGAAGUUGCCCUUCGUCUCAUGCUCAACUCUCUGGCAACAACAGCCGGAAGGUACGGCAAAUACAUCGUCCCUCUUCUUUCCCUUUCCAUCGAUUUUUACUGUCGUGUUUUCAUCCGUGUUCACAAUGGUGCAGAGAAAGUCAAAUACCUCUCCAGUCAAACGGGUAUCACGUACAGUUGCUCGUAUUGUCACAGCUUCCUCAUCCAACCCUUUGGCCGUACCGCCGUUCGUGAGAAUAAGAAAGGUGGUACAUAUGAUGUGCACAAAGCUGCUGUGGGGCCAGUCGGUGAAGGUAGUAAAUGUGAAGAAUGCGGUUCGACGAUGCAUGUGGGAGGACCCAUGUGGCUCGGGCCAUUACAUGAUACUGAGUUUGUGGGAAGGGUGUUGAAGGGUAUUGAAGGGGAUAAAGAACAUUAUGGGACUUGGUCGAGGAUGUGGGGAAUGUUGACAAUCGCACAGAAUGAAAUAUCCGAUCCUUUUUACUUCACCUCCAACAAGAUCCACGGAGCCUUACACGCAAUCAGCUCUCCUUCCUCUCAAGUCAUCUCAGCGUUACUCAAUGCAAACUACAGAGUAUCCCGUUCUCAUGCUUCGCAAGGUAGUAUCAAAACGGACGCUCCUAGAAGUUUCAUCUAUGAUAUCGUCAGGGAACAUAUCAAGAAGGUGCCUGUCAGAAUGGACAAAGUCCCGGAAGAUAGUCCAGCACGGAAAUUAAUAGAGAAGGAGAUCACUCACAAAAUCGACUUCACACCCCAUCCUGAUGUAGCCAAAUUUGAGAGAGGUGAAAAGGUCGUCUUCUAUCAAGUCAACCCUACACCCCAUUGGGGUCCAGGAUCAAGGGCUAAAACUGUCAUAGGACAGAAACGUAAAUCCGAUGAGGCUGUCAAUGGAUUUAGGUUCGAUAAUCCUAAUGCGUUCAACCAUCCACUCGACGACGAAUCGGAUGUUUUCCAAUCUUCAUUCGGCGUUUCAUGGAUAUUCUGA
Messenger RNA from Tremella mesenterica DSM 1558, 1893 nucleotides. RefSeq lists its product as uncharacterized. Gene Ontology annotation, molecular function: RNA binding. The transcript is spliced from 10 exons. Gene Ontology annotation, cellular component: nucleus. Gene Ontology annotation, biological process: tRNA N2-guanine methylation. NCBI's taxonomy places the organism in Eukaryota, Fungi, Basidiomycota, Tremellomycetes, Tremellales, Tremellaceae. Bases 1 to 1893 code for a protein of 630 amino acids. The record is from RefSeq and is a predicted model, not a curated record.